Acanthosepion pharaonis is the source of this 2061-nucleotide messenger RNA. The record is from the annotation of a GenBank genome assembly. NCBI's taxonomy places the organism in Eukaryota, Metazoa, Mollusca, Cephalopoda, Sepiida, Sepiidae.
AUGGAGUUUCGGUUUUCGCUGUCCAUGUUUAAGCAACUUUCUGUGGAAAUGAAUCUUCAGCUAACCGUACCCAAAGGAGCCAUUUAUGGUCUUCUAGGUCCAAGUGGUUGUGGUAAGACCACCCUCCUCAAAUGCGUGGUAGGGAAGUUGAAAGUUGAUGGAGGCACAGUGAUGUGCUUGGGUGCCCCACCUGGUAGUCCAGGUCAUGAAGUCCCAGGAUGCAAAGUUGGUUAUAUGCCUCAGGAAAUUGCGCUUUACAAUGAAUUUACAAUAAGUGAGACAUUAAUGUAUUUUGGCAUCCUUCAUGGAAUGUCUUUUACAAAAGUCAGAGAGAGGAUGGCUUUUCUUCUUGAAUUUCUCAGUUUGCCAAAUAAGAAACAGUUAAUCAGCACUUUGAGUGGAGGUCAGAAAAGGAGAGUCUCAUUUGCUGCAGCUUUGCUUCAAGAACCUGAGCUUUUGAUUCUCGAUGAACCAACUGUUGGAGUUGAUCCACUUCUUCGAGAAAGGAUCUGGGAUCACAUGAUGCAUAUUGCUAAGACAAGUAGAAUUACUAUUAUUAUUACAACUCAUUACAUUGAAGAAGCCAGACAGGCUAACAUGGUUGGGCUUAUGAGAAACGGUCACCUUUUAGCAGAAGAAACACCAAGUCGACUAAUGUCUUCAUACCAAAUGACUAAUCUUGAAGCAGUUUUUCUAAAGUUGUGUCAGACUGAUCAAAACAUUAUAAAUAAUGAAAGAUCAGUGACUCCAGUGUACAGAUCUUCUACAAAACGUUAUCUAACUUAUGAUGAACCUCCCGGGGAAUUUACUGAUGAAGAAACUCCAUUGAUAACAUCAUUUUCAGUGCCAGAUCCUACUAUUUAUAAUCCAACCUGCAGGCAACGGGCAAGAAGUUAUAUACCUCGCUUUAGGAAUAUCUUUGCCAGUGCUUUUAAAAACAUUACCGUUAUGUGGCGACAGAUUGGUUUACUUAUCUUUGAAUUCAUCUUUCCAUCUGUGCAAAUUGUUCUUUUCUGUCUGUGUAUUGGCCGAGAUCCUUUUAAUCUGAAUGUUGCUGUGGUCAACAAUGAUAAUGGACAAUUGGGCAAUAUAUUCUUGCAAAAUGUUGAAAAUUACACAAUCCAUCAGAACUAUUUUCACAACUACUCAACUGGUCUUCAGUCAGUUAAAGAUGGUGACUGUUGGGGUCUGCUCUUUAUAGACAAAAACUUUACUGAAGAUCUCAUAAUAAGAUUCUUGGAUCCAAAGGCAUUGGAUAAUAAUACAUUGAUUGGUAGUACCAUCCAACUCAAUUUAGACAUGACCAAUGAACAAGUAGCCUUAAUCAUUCAAGAGAAAAUUAUCCAGGCAUUUCAAAACUUUGCAUAUUCAGAAUUAGAACAAAUUGGGAGGAAUCCUGCACUUGCUGAUAUUCCAAUCACGAUCAUGGAACCACCUGUCUAUGGAGAGAAGAAUCCAAGUUUUACUAAUUUCAUGGCCCCUGGAAUUGUUCUUAGUAUAACAUUUUUCAUGGCAACUGGUUUGACUACACUUGCCUUUGUACUUGAACGAAAGGAAGGGCUUCUUGAGCGAGGCUUUGUGGCAGGACUGACUGCCUUUGAAAUAAUGUUGGCUCAUGUCAUGACGCAAAUGGUGGUUUUAACUGUCCAAGUUACCCUGAUGCUGAUUUUUGCUAUUGUGGUUUUUAAGGUUCCAUAUCGAGGACCCCUUGUUUGGGUUGUUAUCUUGGUAUUAUUUCAAGGACUUUGUGGAAUGAAUUUAGGAAUUCUUUUUUCUGCUGUCUGUGAUCAAGAGACUUCAGCUAUUCAACUGGCUUUGGCUUCUGUCUAUCCAAAUUUAUUACUAAGUGGAAUCAUCUGGCCUUUGGAAGCAAUUCCUACAAGUCUUCAAUAUAUUAGCAAAAUUCUUCCAAUGACCUAUGCUACAGAAGCCAUGAGGUGCAUUAUGAGUAGAGGAUGGGAUUUAACCUACUUCCCUGUCUACCGUGGUUACAUAGUCACCCUUGGCUGGUGUUUUGGAAUUCUUAUACUUGCUGCUAUCUGUUUGCGAGUUCGAUUAUAA